Phytophthora nicotianae INRA-310 is the source of this 303-nucleotide messenger RNA. RefSeq lists its product as hypothetical. The coding region runs from base 1 to 303 and encodes 100 amino acids. Lineage: Eukaryota; Oomycota; Peronosporomycetes; Peronosporales; Peronosporaceae. The transcript is spliced from 2 exons. The record is from RefSeq and is a predicted model, not a curated record.
AUGGGACGAGGGCGCAAAUGGGAGACUCUGCAAGAUGAAGCGCUAGUUAGCACAUAUUUAGACCUCUCUCAAAACGCCAUUCAAGGUGCAGAGCAGAAGGCAGCGUCUUUUUGGGAUUCAAUUCUCAAUCGAUUUAAUAACGCAACAAAGCCGAAGAAGGAGGAAGUUCGUACUGCGCAAGCGCUUCGCAAUCGAUGGUCUAGUAUUUCUCACGAUGUGGCCAAAUUCGUGGGGUGUUAUAGUGUUAUUAAGGCCUGUAAUGAGUCAGGCAAGAAAAUGCCCGAAGUUCAUGGAUGGGAUUAG